Hippoglossus stenolepis (Pacific halibut) is the source of this 11736-nucleotide messenger RNA. It is a transcript of the gene ash1l, whose product is annotated as ash1 (absent, small, or homeotic)-like (Drosophila). NCBI's taxonomy places the organism in Eukaryota, Metazoa, Chordata, Actinopteri, Pleuronectiformes, Pleuronectidae. The coding region runs from base 485 to 9355 and encodes 2956 amino acids. Gene Ontology annotation, cellular component: nucleus. The record is from RefSeq and is a predicted model, not a curated record. Gene Ontology annotation, molecular function: histone methyltransferase activity; DNA binding; protein binding. The transcript has 27 exons.
CCUCCCUCCCUCCCUGGGAGCGAGAAUGCCCGUGUUGUACUGACACUGUACGAGCGAUACGGGCUGAGCAGACAUGGAGGCCCGACUAACGAGGGAGGCCCGUGCCGACACGUCCCGGCCCAGCUAACGGCGACCCGGGAGCGGAUUUUCGCAGCGCCGGCGGGAGACACCACGGACACCAGUCGCUCACUUGGAAGAUUAAAUAUGUGGCCACCACGUUGAUACACACGAAGGGAGGACACAGAGCUAAAUAAUGUGAACACCGUUUCUGGACAAUCACAGAGUUGAAGGACGGAGAAAGAGGGCUGGACAGCCGAGGAAGGGAGCGAAGCCGCCUCAAAUCAAGGAGAGCUUCACCCUCACCGUUAUCCCCCCUCCCCCCUUUCCCCCUUCACCCCCAUCCCAUCCCAUCCCCUGAGAAAAACUCUACCUGGUAACCACAACAUCCCCUCCCUAGUCAACUUGUACACCCCCUAAAGUUCUGAUGGAUCAGAAGAUGCAGGGGGGAACUGCAACUCCUCCCCCUCUUAACUCAGGUGCUCCCACGGGGGAGCGAGAGAAGGAUGGAGGAGGUGGAAAGAAAGAAGAAGAGGAGGAAAAGAAGAGGGACAGAGAGAAGGAGGGAGCUGCCACUGGCUCAGCUGGUACUGGAGGGGAAGGUGCAGGUGGUCCAGGAGGUGGCGACCAGUCACAUUUCUCCAUCAAAGAGAGCAGCCUGUCCGAGGGUAAUGUCAAACUUAAGAUUGGCCUUCAAGCAAAACGCAUGAAGAAGCCACCUAAAAUCCUGGAGAAUUAUGUGUGCCGUCCAGCCUUCAGGGCCACUGUGAGGCAUACAGGGCGUGGAGGCGGUGCCCGUGGAAACCGUGCAGGGGCUACAGGUGAUGGGCCAGGCACUCAAAACCAGUGUCCUUCAAAUGGCAGGGAAAAAGAGAAGGAGAAGAGUCCCAGUGUCAACAGACCACCCCCAUCAUCUUUAUCAACCCCCUCUUCUAAAGCUCCUACUCCACCUCCUCCUGCUCCUCCUCCUGCUGUCACCACCACCCUGUCACCCUCCCAAGUAAAUGGGAGUGCUCCAGCAAAAAGGGGUUCACCAAAGAUAGAUAGCAAGGCUGACACAAAGCCAGACUCAAAAGCAGCAGCCACCACAUCUGAGAGACCCCUCAACCUUCACCGCUCUCCUCCAGACAGUAAAACGCAUUCCUCUUCGAAGAAAGCACCGAAUCCACAACUCAACCCCAGGACAUCCUCACCUUCUCCACCACUACCUGCAUCAAAAGAACCCAGUUUUGAAGGUGCAAAACUGCCCCAAUACGCCUACAGUACUGAAAGUCAGAGAGACAAGGACAAGAAUCUCCAAAGCUGGGGAGCACCCACAGUCACUGAGAAAUUAGCUCAACUCAUAGCGACAUGUCCACCAACAAAGACCCCAAAGCCAGCCAAACCCACAAAGACUGACUCCACUCCUCCUCUCCCAAACUCAGGCUUCAUGGCCCCCACAGCCAAACAGCGAGACAGGGCUAUGGCCAAUAGGAACACGUACUCAAGAAUGGUCCACCUUUCUCCACCACCUCCCGUAUCACGACCACCUGGUCGGCCGUAUGGUUCUAGGAACAAAGACAGUGUUAUGGAAAAUUCACCGCUGAGAAAGGAGGACACAGAUGGGGCUGGGAAAGCAAGUAGCAGCAGCGGUAACCACAUCAGCAACAGCAUGAGCAGCAGCAACAGCAGUAGUCGCAGCAGCAGCCCAGCACUCACGUAUGGCAAUAAUCGCCUGUCAGCCAUUUCAAAAGACAGUAUCAGUGACAACAGCAACAGUAGCAUUUCUAAGGCCCAGUCGCGUCCUGCUCACUGCCAACCCCACGCAGCAUCCUUGCCAUCCUGUCCUAUUUCAUCCUCUUCCACCACCUCAGCCGAGCAGAGGACAGUGAGUGCAGUGAGUCACCUGGGAUCCCCGGUUCCCUCGCAAGGACACCAUGCGCGUGAGAGUCCUGCACUAGCAGAGGAAAGCAGUGCAAGUGAACUGGAGCAGGACAGGGACAGCCCCAGAGACUUAACCAAGUGCCCUCCCCAAACAGGAACAGGAAAGCCAGAAGGGAAGGACAAGGGGGGUAAUAAUCAGUCACUGCGGGUUGAGAGGGGGAAGAGCUCUAGUCCAAGUAAGCGCAGUCCCAACCGGGAUGGUAGUCGACCUGGCCGGACUAUCAGUCUCCCUGAGCCUGUGAGACAAAGGGCACCUUCUCCAUUAGAUCCAGAUGGUGAUGAAGGUCCACAGACGCCGCUUAGAGACGACUCUCCUGAUUCCUCCAUAGACUCUCCUGCAGAGCAGGACAGCAAACCCCUUAAAAAACGCAGGGGAAGGAAACCCCGCUGGUCCCGUCUUAUGAACAAGACGCACAGUCAAAGAACAGGCCACGACAGUCCCUUCGACCAGAGCAAAACCACCAUGCCUUUAUGUUCAAGCUUGGAAACAGUGUUGCCACCUGUUAAAAGACCAGUGGGCCGGCCUCCCAACCCAAAUAAGGUCAAACCAAAUCCUGUGCCACAAAGUCCAGUGUCACAGCUUUUCCCAUGUCAGCCUAAGAAAAGGGGAAGGCCAAAGUCCAAAAUGCCAAGGCUUGAUGCCCUGGCCCAUGGGCACCCACCUAACAAGCUAGCCCCCUCCAAGGUCUUUUCAUCUCUACUAAAGUCCAAAGAAGAGCAGGACCCACCUGUUCUUCACCCAGAGGUGGACUUCAACCCCCCUAAGCCCAUGCCUAGAAAACGUGGACGUCCCAAGCGCCUUCCCCCUACCUUACCACAGGAGGGUCAGCCUCCCACAUUGGCUCCAGAGUCAGGAGACAUGGGAGAGAAACGGUUCCGCAGUAAAGGAAAUGGGCAGCUCAUCAUGAAAACUAUUAUAGGCAAGAUCAAUAAGAUGAAAAGUGUGAAAAGGAAACGCAUUCUCAGUCAAAUCCUGUUAGGCCCAAGACCAGAGGAACCCCCCAAAGGCCCUCCCAGUGGGGUGGUUGGUUCGGUGGAAGCUACGACCCAAUCGUUGUCCUCUCUGGCAGCUUCUUUUGGGGGAAAACUAGGGCCACAAAUUAAUGUCAGUAAAAAGGGCACAAUAUAUAUGGGUAAGAGGAGAGGCCGUAAACCAAAAGCAGCGUCAAAUUCCUCAGCUACGCCUCCACAAGAACCUUUCCUCUCCCCAAACACCACUUCCCCUCUCCAUCACCAUCAACAGCACCCGCUCUCUUCAGAAGUCUUCCCCUCUCCUUCCCUUUCGCAGUCUAGUGGAGGUCACAGUCCCAUCAGUGAUGCCAGCUUUGUGGAGCCGGGCUCAGUGCACUUUGCAGGUCAUGCUCACUAUGCUAACUCCCAUCAUAGCCACAACACAUUCUCCUUCUCCCCCCCAACUUUUUCUGCCCCUAAUCCUCGUAACACAGGGCUGGGCUCGACAUCGUCAUCUAUGGCCACAGCAGCUUCCCAGAAAAAGGCAUCUUACAGAGGAUACCAUCAUCACCACCACCAUUAUAGGCAGCACUACCAUUAUCGUAAGCUUUCCCCUCCUCGGCCGCUUCAUCCCACCUCCCCUGCCCCCCUCAGUGAGCUAAAAGAAGCCACUCCAUCACCAGUCAGUGAGUCACACAGCGAGGAGACAGUGCCUAGUGACAGUGGUAUAGGAACGGAUAAUAACAGCACUUCUGACCGUGGUGAGAAAGUGGGAGGAGCGGGUGGCUUGGGUGCAAUUGGCUUGCCACCUGGGAUGGGCAGUGGAUUAUUAAUGCCAGGGGUCAUCAGUUCAGCCAUGGGUCCAGGAGUGGGACUUAAUUCUAGAGGCAGGCGGCGACACUCUGCUGUGCUCAUGGAACAUCCCUCACCCUCUCCAUCACCUCAUGGGGCGAGGUCAUCACCUGAUCCCCGGAGACCUCACCCAGCAGCCCCCGCCGCUUCUUUAUUGGGACACAAGGAGAAACAUAAGCACAAAUGUAAACGCCGCAGCCACGGGUGUCCUGGCUACGACAAGCUAAAAAGACAAAAGAGGAAACGCAAGAAGAAGUAUCUGCAACUGCGCUCCCGCCGACAUGACCCAGACUUUCUUGCUGAGUUGGAUGACAUUGUUGUGAGACUGAGUGAAAUACGGAUAGCACACCGUACCACAGGGCACCGGCUCGGCAGUGGAAUAGGCAUAGGUGCGGGAACAAGUAGAGGGCCAGGGGUGGGGAGCAGGGCCGGCGGGGGCAUAGGAGGCACAGGUGGCCCACCUCCACAUCAUUAUGUCCACAGGGACCUCCUGCCUACAAUCUUCAGAGUAAACUUUGGUAGCUUCUACUCCCAUCCUGCAUACUCUUGUGACCCAUUGCACUAUGUUCGAAAACCAGACAUGAAGAAGAAACGGGGACGGCCUCCAAAACUGAGGGAGUCCAUGUCUGAGGUUCCUUUUUUACCUGGGCUUGGAUUCCCACUGUCCAGUGGAGGCUUCUAUCACCCCUCCUACAGCGUUCCUUACUCCUCUGGGCCCCUGGGGUUGGGCUAUUACAGAGGCUAUCCUGCAGCUAGUGCUCUUUAUCCCCACCCACACCACCAGGCACCCCACACAGCCCAAUCCCAUCACUCUCACCACUCACCAUCUUUCCCUCCUCCUCCCCCAACAUCUUAUAUGCAUCAUCAUCACCCCUCACAUCUCCUGCUGAACCCCUCCAAAUUUCACAAGAAAAAACACAAGCUGCUUAGGCAGGAGUUCCUUGGAGGAGCGAGGUCCCCUGUCCUUUACCCACCCAUGUCCUCUGAGCUUUCCUUCAACUGGCACCACAAACACAAACACAGACACAAACACAGAGAGCGCUGUGCAGAGGAGGACAGAGAGGAAGCGUCAAGAAGUGGAUCAGGGAGCCGGGCUAAUGCAGGGAUAUCUGACAGUGGAGCAUCAGGGAAAGGAGAGCGAGUUGGCAGUUUAGGAAUGGCCGAGUCUUUACAAAGAUGCCGCUUUGGACGAGACACCUCCAGCACCAGCACCAGUGCCAGCAAGCCAACUGCUUCCACCUCUGCCAACUCCCCUUCUUCUUCCUCAACCUCAUCUGCAGAAAGGUACAAGCGCAAAGAGAGCUCAAUGUCCUGUCUAGGCCCUUCCAGGCUCGCAUUGGGUAGUAGCUCAAAAGGCCACCACCCAGUGGAGUCCUGGUUCAGGAUGGGCAGCUCUGAGGCAGACUACUCUAAGCUUUCACGGGGUCAUGUGAUGCCUGGCCAGGGUCCCUUCUCAGAGGGACGGGCUGAAGACCCAGCGGGCUGCUCGGACAGCGAAGACGAGGAGCCUCUCACGCCCACAGAGGAUGUCGAGCCUGGAGCCCAUGAUUCUCCAAACUUCACAAAUCUCUUUGCAUCUGCUCUCACCCGCACUACGCUGAAGGGGGGCAGGAGCAGGAAGACUGAGGUUGUCCCGGAGAGCUCCAGCUUUUCCCGCAUGGACCGGCCAAUGAGGAAAGACCGCUCAACAUCAGCAGAAAGGAGAGAGAUGGGGUCAUCAAGUAUUCAGGCAAGAGGUGUUGCCCUCCCGACCCCUGAAGGUCCCGAAGGAUCCCUGCACCACCGGCAGCAGCACCAUCACCAGCCUUCUCUGUUUCACUCCCACAGCUCGGCCUCCUCCUCCUGCCUCUCUCCCUCUCAGGACUGCUGCCUGGAUGCCUCCCUGCCCCACCACUCCCACCGGGCACAGCCAUCCAAACACAGCCUGCACCAUGUCAACAAAAUCCUACGUGCCAAGAAACUGCAGAGACAGGCUCGUACAGGAAACAAUGUGGUGAAGAAGAGGGGCCCCGGACGUCCCAGGAAACACCCGUUACCCUCCCCACCGCCAUCACCACCCCCUGUCGUUGAGUUGAACCCGACCCGGCAAAGGGACAGAGGGGGAGAACGGCCUGCCGGGGUCAGGGGCUGGGAGGGGGACACUGUGACUGAUGCUAUUGAGGCAGUAGUUCAGGGACAGCGUAGAAAAGGCCAGAAAAGGAAGCACUGGGAGAGAGACGGGGAUGAGGAGGAAGAAGAAGAGGAAGAAGAGGACGGGGAGGUAGAAGAGACUGAGGAGCGCCUGCCAGACAGAGAGGAGAACCUGGGAAACCUGGUGGCAAGGGCCAAAACUGGGACAGGAAGAAGCUGGCUUACUCAGGAGGAGCUCCAGCAUUUUCGUGGCUCAAUGGAAAGCAAGCCAGAUGGCCCCGUCUCCCCAGAAUGCCCAGGCACUGUCUCAAGGGAACAAGCUCCACCCAUUUCCAUACCCAGCCAACGGGAGAAGAGACCAGCGAGACCUCCAAAAAAGAAGUUCCAGAAGGCGGGUCUUUACUCUGACGUGUACAAGACACAAGAUCCCCGGAGUCAACUUCUGCAGCUAAAGAAAGAGAAGCUAGAAUACAUACCUGGGGAACAUGACUAUGGGUUGUUUCCAGCUCCUAUACAUGUUGGGAAGUACCUGCGACAGAAGCGUAUUGAUUUCCAGUUGCCUUACGACAUCUUAUGGCUGUGGAAACACGAUCAGCUUUACAAGAGGCCCGAUGUCCCCCUGUAUAAAAAGAUCAGAUCAAAUGUCUAUGUGGACGUGAAGCCUCUCUCUGGAUAUGAAACAACGACGUGCAGCUGUAGGGGUCCUGAGGGCUCAGCUGAGAAAGGCUGCCUGGAUGAAUGCCUGAAUAGGAUGAGCUUUGCAGAGUGCUCUCAAAGCACCUGUCCGUGUGGCGAGUACUGUGACAACCAGCAUAUCCAGAAACACGACUGGGUCCAGUGUCUGGAGCGGUUCCGCGCUGAGGGCAAGGGCUGGGGCAUCCGCACCAAGGAGUCUCUCCGCUCUGGACAAUUUAUCAUUGAGUACCUGGGAGAGGUUGUUAGCGAACAGGAGUUCAGGAGCCGAAUGAUGGAGCAGUACUUCUCCCACAGUGGCAACUACUGUCUGAACCUGGAUAGCGGCAUGGUGAUCGACAGCUAUCGAAUGGGCAAUGAGGCGCGCUUCAUAAACCACAGCUGUGAUCCCAACUGUGAGAUGCAGAAGUGGUCCGUGAACGGGGUUUACAGAAUCGGUCUCUUUGCCCUCAAGGAGAUCAGCAGCGGCACUGAGCUCACCUACGACUACAACUUCCAUUCCUUCAACACAGAAGAGCAGCAAGUGUGUAACUGUGGCUCAGAGACCUGCCGCGGCAUCAUCGGUGGGAAAAGCCAACGCAUUAACGGCCUGCCUCCGAAGACGGGAGGGACUCGGCGGCUGGGUCGACUUAAGGAGAAAAGGAAAUCCAAACACCAGCUCAAGAAACGAGAGGAAGAGUCGAGUGACAGCAACAAGUUUUACCCUCAUCUCAUGAAGCCCAUGUCCAACAGAGAGAGAAACUUUGUGCUGAAGCACCGAGUGUUUCUCCUGAGGAACUGGGAGAAGAUGAGGGAAAAACAGGAGCUGCUGAAGAGAGAGGGCGAGAGAGAGCGGGACUCCAGCAGCCUUUCCAUAUACACACGCUGGGGAGGAGUCAUCCGCGACGACGGCAACAUUAAGUCGGAUGUGUUCCUGACGCAGUUCUCAGCUCUGCAGACGUCACGGUCGGUUCGUACGCGGAGACUCGCCGCUGCCGAGGAAAACACAGAAGUCACGCGCACUGCUCGCCUCGCACACAUCUUCAAAGAGAUUUGUGACAUGAUCACCAGCUACAAGGAUUCCGCCGGUCAGACGCUUGCUGCUCCACUGGUGAAUCUUCCUUCACGGAAGAGGAACAGCCAGUACUAUGAGAAGGUGUCUGACCCUCUGGACCUGAGCACCAUCGAGAAGCAGAUCCUCACGGGCCACUACAAGACCGUUGAAGCGUUCGACAUGGACAUGCUUAAAGUGUUCCGCAAUGCCGAGAAAUAUUACGGCAGGAAGUCAUCAGUGGGCAGGGACGUGUGUCGGUUGCGGAAAGCCUACUACAGCGCUCGCCAUGAAGCCGCCGUCCAGAUUGAUGAGAUCGUGGGCGAGACUGCCAGCGAGGCCGACAGCUCGGAUUCACUGGAGCGGGACCACGGCCACGGAGGAGGAGGGCCGGGGUCCCACGACAAGGACGACGACAUCAUCCGUUGCAUCUGUGGAAUGUACAAGGACGAGGGACUGAUGAUCCAGUGUGAAAAGUGCAUGGUAUGGCAGCACUUUGACUGUAUGCGGCUGGAGACCGAGGUAGAGCACUACCUGUGUGAGCAGUGUGACCCUCGGCCUGUAGACGGGGAAGUUCCCAUGAUUCCCCAGCCCAGCUACGCUCAGGCCGGCUCUAUCUACUACAUCUGCCUCCUGAGAGACGAACUGCUGCUACAUCAAGGCGACUGUGUGUAUCUGAUGAGAGACAGCAGACGCACACCUGAGGGCCAGCCUGUCAGACAGUCUUACCGUCUCCUGUCCCACAUCAACCGAGAUAAGCUUGACAUCUUCCGAAUUGAGAAACUCUGGAAGAAUGAAAAGGGUGAGAGGUUUGCCUUUGGCCACCACUACUUCCGUCCCCACGAGACACAUCAUUCUCCAUCACGACGGUUCUACCAGAAUGAGCUUUUCCGGAUGCCGCUCUACGAGAUCAUCCCCCUGGAGUCAGUGGUGGGAACCUGCUGUGUCCUCGAUCUCUACACUUACUGCAAGGGUCGGCCAAAGGGCGUGAAAGAGCAGGAUGUUUACAUCUGCGAUUACCGCCUGGACAAGUCGGCUCACCUGUUCUACAAGAUCCAUCGUAACCGCUACCCAGUCUGCACCAAGCUAUACGCCUUCAACCAUUUCCCCAAGCGGCUGGCGCCUAAAAGAGACUUCUCGCCUCAUUAUGUUCCUGACAACUACAAGAGGAACGGGGGCCGCUCGGCCUGGAAGAGCGAACGACCGAAAGGAGCUGGAGGCGGCGAGGACGACGGCUCUUCCUGCGAGCGGGGUGACGACUUCCCACCGGAGACGGAAGAAGGGAGAGGAGUGGAGGACGACAUGGACAUGGCUACGGAGGAUCCUGAAGUGAACUCAGCGAAGCCCAGGAGAACGGAGCAGGAAGGGGAGGGAGAGGAGGAUGAAGAUGAUGAGGAUGAGGAAGAGGAAGGACAGGAGGCUGCGGAGCGCAAGGAGCUGGAAGAGGCUACUGCCGAGAGGAUCGGAGAGAUGCUUGAACUCCCGUCCUCCUCAGCAUCCUCGCCGUUACACCACCCAGUGCUGGGCAGGAGGGAGGCCCAGAGGGACCGACUGAACAAAAUUCUGUUGGAUCUGCUGCACAAAACUCCCAGCAAGAAUGGUGAGGGACCGGGAACAAAGCAGGGGGCCAUAGAUGUCAGCUAUCUCUUGGAGGAGGGCGCAGGGCGGCGGCUACGGCGACGGACGCUUGGUUUCGGUGAUUUCGUGGGGAGGAAAUAACGUUGCUACGUGCCUGUCAAGCACACUGCUUUUAACCUUGUGAGCAAGUGCAGAAAAUGGAGCGAAAGCAAGAGGGAGAGAUGAGCAGUGCUGGUUCCUGACCAUUAAGGACCACAUUGCAUCCCUCGGGGGCCUCUUCCGGUUUACCUCUUCCAAGACUGUCAUCUCUAAUCUGAGAGCGUGGAGGGGGUUUGGAAGCGCUGACUCCGUGGCAGUUCUAGCUUUUCCGAAGUUCUCCAGGAGCACGAAGAGAGAGCUAACCCAGACUUCUUGCUUAUUUAAGUAGUUUGAUGCAAAACCUGUUUUUCAAGAAAAAAACCGAACAUAGGAGAAAAACCCAUGCACUUAAAUGCAUUGAAACGUGACAGACGUGGGCGGAUGAAUUGAAACAAGUGGUACGGAGUUCGGGGGGGCGGAGAGAGGGAGAGGGACGGUUCUUCCUUUCAUUCAGUGGUGAUGUGAAUGCUGGAGAAUCGGUUCAAUGCUGCAAUGACUAAAUGCAAACAAGCGAGAGAAGAGAAGAUCAGCGCCGGGAAGGGGGGGGUGGGGGGGGCGUGGCUUCGUAGAAAUGUAAGUUGAGCAGCGUGCUCAGAUGCUGCUCAUGAGAAAGAGAACAAGGGCGGUGGAACUGCACUUUUGGUACCAUGGAUAUUGUGAAGCUCUGUGUAAUGUAUCUAUAAUGAAAACACACUAACACUCUCACAGUAUUUGAUGAUGCAGUCUGAAAAAAAGAAAAAAAAUGAAAUGCGAGUUAAAAAAGUCUAUUAUCUUUUCCCUGUUAUACUGUAGUUGCUCAUUUAGGAACAGAAGAGGCCGGGUGGCGUGUUUAUUAACGGGGCGGGGGGGGGAGAUUGAGUGUGCGCUUUAGUCAGUCAAAGUGUCUUGUUGAGGUUUUAUUUUAUUUUUUAUUUUCUUGUGAGGCAGUCAGCUCGGCCCCUCUCUUUUUUUGAAGUAACAUGAUUCACCAGCUUAACUAAAUCAGGCAUGCGUGGGGGACACUGGCUUUAACAGUAACGCCUUACACAGCUGUGCUCUCCGGCGGCCUUGCGUGCGAGUGUGUGCGUGCGUACACACUUUUAUUGUGUGUCUGUACUCUGCCAGAUUUCUUGAAAAUAUACCUUUUUAAAAAAAAAGAAAAAAAAAUUAAGGGCUCGAUGGCAAUUAACAGUUUUAAGAAAACUAUGGAAAACAAUACUUAACAUGAAAUGUAUCGUGAUGGUCAUAUUUUCUUAUAUUCUGUGAGACGGGUGGGGCGGUGUAUACUGUAUAUUGGGAGGGGACGGGGACUUAGCAUCUUUUCUUGUCUUUAGACUAUGUUCCUGGUUGCCAUGGAGAAUGUUUCAAAAAGGAAAUUGUGAUAUUUGAUGAGAUUUCUUUUUUUUUCCCCAAAUGCCUCUGCUAAAAAGGGACAAGCCUGCAAUGUCCCCGUGCGGUAAACUGACAAGAGACGUGACAGGAAUGAGACACUGAGGGAGAGGCGGUCGAGAGGGAACGGGAAGCUGUACAGUGCCAAGUUAUGUAAAUAUAUACACUUUACAUUGAGGAGUGUCUCCAAAAAGCAAUAUCUUGAAAAUGGAUUUUGUUUAUUAUUGUACUGUACAGGACUCAGCCCUAAAUGUAUUAUUAUAAUAAUGAUAAUAUUAUAAUUUCUUCCGUUUGUAUUACUAUAAUGAAGACACUUAAGCUCGGAGGAAAAAUGAUUUUUUUAAAUGUCCAGAAAAUCUCACCGUAAAUUUCCUGACGACGUAAAAACUGAAGCAGAGUUUUCGUUGCCUAUAAAUGAAAUUCAUCUAUGUACUGCAUGAACAAGAGGAAUGUCGGAACGGACACGAAGGCAUUGGGACAUGACAGUGACUCAGCAAGACACCUUGUCACUGAAUAUUGUUAAUAAUAUUUACUUUUAAGGAGAAAUGUACUCCUUGUUUUUUUGCUGCAAAGUGUUGAACACUAAAAAAACAAACCAACAUAAAAAUGUUAUGAUAUUUUUAAAACGGCGACAGAAACAAAAGUAACGCUGUCUGCCCGAUAUCAUGUUAUUAUUUUUUGUUUUUCCGUUUUUCUUUCAAAUAGGAAAUGGUUCCGUUUCGUGAUAGCGGUCAUUGUAUGAUGCUUGUACUUGUAUUUGUGUGUUUUUUGUGUGAUUCGUUUAGUUAUUUUUAGACAAUCACAAAAUAAGAUGCAAGCAUUGUAAAUGGCAGACUGGCGGACAUUUUGUGAUGUGUACAGUUUGUCAAAAAAAAAUACUUCUUCCACUCGUUUAAAAGUUUGUAAUUAUGAUUCUUAAGUCAUGAAAAAUGCUGUUGGUUUUUACUUUUUGUUUUAUAUUUGUUUUUUUGUUUGUUUGUUUUUUUAAUAAAAAGCACUACAUUAUUGUGAAUACA